Molecule: messenger RNA, 4920 nt
Organism: Paramecium octaurelia
Lineage: Eukaryota; Ciliophora; Oligohymenophorea; Peniculida; Parameciidae
Source: the annotation of a GenBank genome assembly
AUGGGAAUUUGCGAUAACACUUGUAAAAUUUGCGACAUGGCAAACAAUUGUAAUUAAUGCCAACCAACCAGAAUUUUGGUAGAAGGUGUUUGUUAAUGUUCUAGCUCAAAUAAGGAACUAAGUAGAAUUUAAUCUAAUCAAUGCUAUGAAUGCAAUAGCAAUUGUAAGGAUUGUGAUUUUAAGCAAAGAAAUAAUUGCUUUAGUUGUUAUAGCGAGAAUCACAGAGUUCUCUAAGGUGGAAAGUGCGUUUGCGAAGAUCACUAUUAAGAAUUAAAAUCGUCCCAAAAGUGUGUGCUGAGCGAACAUAAAGCAGGAUUAUAGGAAGUGUUAGUCAAAUGUCAGUAAGAGGGUGGGCCUAUUAAAUUAAUGAGUAAUAUUCUUCCUUUCUAAAAUGCUCAACUAACUAACUUUGAUACUAAUAUCAUGAAGACUGUGACCAUAUAGUUUUCUGAUAAUAUAAAAAAUCCGCUUUUGCCUGAAAAUCACAACAAGUACUUUAUAAACAAUCAAGACAAACAUAUCAUUUAAAUUAAAGUAGACAAUGUGCUGGCAAUUGGCACUGAGAUUGAAGGUAGUUUGACAAUUGUAUUUGACUAUGCAGAAUACAACGAUAAAACCUAUGAUAAAUAUAGCAGUAUUAAAACAUUUGGUAAUAGUAAAUAUAUAAUUGAUGUUUAUUAAUACAUAAGAUAGAACACCUUAGUUAUAUUACUGGGGGUCAGAAGAACUCUGUUAGACGUGUAAAAUUAGAACGAAUUAGUGAUGUCAUUCCUUUUGAGUUUUGAAAGCGAUAACUUUGUUGCCAUCAACUUUGUAGAAACAUUGGUUGACUAUGCAAUUCGACUAAUGGGAUUUUGCAAGGAUCCACUUUGCUCUAUUUGUAGUUUCUACAACAACAUUGAAACAUGUAAAGUGUGUAAACUACACGCUGAAUACGAUUCAACAACAAACUCUUGUGUUUGCAAGGGCGAACUCCAUGCUGACAAGCAAUGCUACUUUAAAGGAAAGAAUCAGAAUGCUUUAGGUUGCACUGAGGGAGUUUGUCUUCUGUGUAAGCCUGAUGAUCUUACAUGCACCAGUUUUAUUGAAGUUUGUGAUGAUGGAUAUUAUGAAUCUAAUAACAAGUGUCUCGAAUGUCCACCGUCCUGUUCAACCUGCACAAGUGGAACCUAAUGCCAAAGUUGCAUUGAAAAAUAUUACAUAGAUAACUUCACAUGCAAAGAUUGUAUUUCUCCAUGCAAAACAUGCUAAAAUCAAACCCAAUGUUCUAGUUGUGUAAAUGGUUACUUUCUUACUAAUUCUGAAUGUCUACCAUGCACUUCUAUAACUGGAUGUAAAUUAUGUGAAAAUGCAAGCAAAUGUUUGGAAAGUCAGAAAGGAUUUUAUGUAAACUCAAAUUAUGGAUGUACAAAAUGUAAAAAGGAAUGCAGUAGUUGUACUUCAGACUCUUUUUGCACUGGAUGUGUAGAAGGAUAUUAUGAAUCAAUUGGAUAAUGUAAUUUAUGCAUUGGAAAUUGUUAGAUUUGUCCAAAUUCAUCUCAAUGUUAUGUUUGCAAAAUCGGUUAUUUUGUUGAUAAGAUGGAAUGUGUAGCAUGUGAUUCUCAAUGCACAUCUUGCUCUGAAUCAGCUUCUCAAUGUUAUAGUUGUAAACCUGGGUUUUCAUUAAUUCAAAAUAAAUGUGUAUCAUGCUAAACUCCUUGUUAUUCUUGCUUGAACACAACCAGCACAUGUUUAUCAUGUAUCAAUGAUUCCUACUAUUUGGAAUCAAACACAUGUGUUUUAUGUGAAAGUCCAUGUAAAAGAUGUGCUUCAAAAAAGCUUUGUCUGGAAUGUCAAGCCGGGUAUACAUUAGACAAUCAAACAGGAUUGUGCAGACAAUGUGAGACAUCUUGUCCAUCAUGUUGUACUCAAUGUCAAUCAAACUUGGUAUAGAAUGUCAACUGUUAAUAUUGCCAAGGUUCAUGUAGAGAAUGUACAAACUCACAAACAUGUCAAUCAUGUUUAGAUGGAUACUUCAUGAAUGGAUCCAGCUGUUAAAAAUGCUCUAGUAAUUGCCAAACAUGCAAAGAUGAUUAAACUACUUGCAUGAGUUGUUAUUCAGGGUACUAUUUGUCUAGUGGAUAAUGCGCAUAGUGCCAUUCAAAUUGCAAAGAAUGUGAAAGCUAUGAUAAAUGCACAGAAUGUAAAUCCACUUACGUUUUAAAUUAAGAAUAGAAAUGCCAACUAUAAAAUUGCCUUGACUAAUAAUGUAUCACAUGUUAUGAAUAGGAUAAAUGUGACAAAUGCGGUAUAAGUAAGUAUUUAAACAAUAAUCAAUGUCAACCUUGUUCAAAAACAUGCAAGUCUUGCUAAAAUAGUAGAGAUGAGUGUACAGACUGCUACAAAGGAUCCUACUUAACUUAGAAAUAAUGUUAGCAAUGCGAUUUAAAGUGUGCUACUUGCACUUCUACAUCUUUCAAUUGUAUUGAGUGUGCAAUAGGAUAUUAUAGGAAGGAUGGAGAUUGCUUAAAGUGCAGUAAUAAUUGUAAGGCAUGUGAGAACUCUUCUGAGGCCUGCACGAGUUGUUCAGAUAGCUCGUAUUUGUCCAAUAGUUAAUGUAUUAACUGUUCAUUGAAGAUUAACUACUGUAGUAAGUGUAGUAAUAGUACUACUUGUCUAAAGUGUUAAAGUGAAUUCUACUUGUUAAACAAUAAGUGCAUAGUUUGUCCCUUUGCAUGUAGUCAAUGUGCUUCUCAUGAGUAUUGUACUGAAUGCAAGAACAACGCUUACAGUCCUUCUCCAAACAAAUGCACUAUCUGUCCUAAAUAUUGUAAGGGCCCUUGUGAAUUCAAUAAUUAGAAAAUUACAUGUACGUAUGGAUGUGCAGAUGGUUACUUUUAAAAAGAUGGGUAGUGUAUCGAAUGUGCAUCUCCUUGUAGAACCUGCAAAGAUUCAAAAUCACAAUGUCUCAGCUGUGUUGAUGGUCAUUAUUACGAACUUAAUUUCAGUACUAAAGACUUCGUGAAUUGCUAUAAAUGCCUAACCACAGACAAUUGUAAAGAGUGUAAUACUCCAGAUCACUCAUGUAAGACGUGUUUAACUGGUUACAUCUUUCCCUUAAUUUCAGCAACAACAUAGAUCUGCAAACUGUGUGAUAAUUGCACUUGUCCCAAAGGUCAAUACCGCGAUUGGGAUUUAGAUAAAUGCUUAUAGUGCAAUUCCAAUUGCCAAAGUUGCGAUAUAUUCCCAGAUCGUUGUACUGGAUGUGCAACCAAUCAAUACCUUGACAUAAACAGAAACAUGUGUUUUGAUUGUGUAUCACCUUGUAUAUCAUGUUCAGACUUCAAUAAAUGUCUUACUUGUAUUGAAGGUUCCACUUCUUGUGUUAAUUGCCAACUCGAUAAUUGUUUAAAUUGUUCGAAUAACCUAUGUUCUCAAUGUUAAACAGGAUACUUCUUGAAUUAAAAUCAUUAGUGUGAACCUUGUUCGGCCAAUUGUCUGGCAUGCAAUUCGAAAGACUCUUGUCAAAAUUGCAUCUAGUCUACACAAAUCUAUUUAUUCUCAGGUAUUUGUAAACCAUGCAACCCACCCUGUUAAGCAUGUAAUCAAUCUGGAUGUUAAUUAUGUCCAUUUGGUACCUAUAUUGAAAAUCAUGAUUGCAACCAUUGUCUUAGCAAUUGCAAAAUUUGUUCCUCAUCAAGUGAUUGUCAAUCCUGCAACGAUUCCUAUUAUUUUGAUGGUGAGACUUGUAAUUUAUGUUCUACAAAAUGGGAAAAUUGUUAGGAGUGCACAGACUCCUAAUGCAUUAAAUGUUUAGAUCAUUAUUAUUAGGAUCAAAAUGGUAGUUGUUAACUAUGUUAAAACUAAUAUUGCUAAUCCAAUUGCACUUUUGAGACUUGUUAGACAUGUGGAGAAGGUUGUGUUAGAUGUAAUGUUGCAUAAGCCUGUGUCCAAUGUCUAACUAAUUACUAUCUCAAUCAAGGGUAAUGCAUAGCAUGUAGUUAAAACUGCUUAAAAUGCAAUUAUUAGGAAUGCUUGAUUUGCAAAUCAGGGUAUUAUCAAGAGGGCAUUAAUUGUUUAUAAUGUAAACAUAGUUGCUUAAUUUGUGAUAAGGAAUAGUGCCAUUAAUGUCCAGAUAAGUAUUAUGCAAAUAAAUUAGAAUGUAAAUAAUGUCAACCCAAUUGCUCUGUUUGCCGUUCUGGUUUAUGUCAAUCUUGUAUUGAUGACACCUUUUAUCUAAAUUAAGACUAAUGCUCAAAGUGUCAAUCCCCAUGUCUAACCUGCAUGAGCAAAGAUCAAUGCACUAAAUGCUAACCUACUCGUUUUUACCUUGACAACUUCGAAUGCAAAUAGUGUAAAUAGGGAUGUCAAAUAUGCACAAAGGAUUCAUGCACCUCAUGUGAUUAGUAUGGAUACUUUUUAGACAAUGGGGAGUGUUUCAAGUGUAAAUAGGAGCAUUGUUCAAAAUGUUAGAAGGAUAAAUGCAUUUAAUGUGAGGAAAUGGAGUACUUCAUGUCUAAAGAUUAUAUUUGUAAGCCAUGUCCAGAGAAUUGUGAAAAGUGUUAAAGUUAAGAUAUAUGCAAUGUCUGUAAACCUGGCUUAAUUCUUUAUGAUUCGAAAUGUCUAGCAGAUUGUCCUAAAGGGAAAUAUAAAGAGGGAAAAAUUUGUCUUGAUUGUUCGAAAGGAUGUUUAGAGUGCUCAUCUCUAGAAAAUUGCACAAAAUGCUAAGAUCCUUUAUUUUUAAGUGAAACUGACAAGAAUUGCAACGAGCCACCAGUUGGUACACCUACAUCAAUUGUCAAUAUAAUCAUUGUAGCUGCUAUUAUUCCAAUCAUUCUUUUACUAUUCGGCCCAAUUAUACUACAGUCAAUAGUUCAAUUCUCAUAUUGCAUAUCUACUCCUUUUAGAGUCAUAUAUCACAUUUUAUAAUAUGGAAUAUGA